CCUCUAAACAACAUGGCGCCACGGUUUGCAGCUGUAGGGGGAUAGAGACUAGAAAAAAAAACAUAUAAAGCAGAGCAGUAGUUAUUUUAUUUUAUUUAUUAUUUAUUUCUUUUUUUUACUCUUUCAGACUGCAAUGUAAGAUAACCGGGCAUUCUGCAUAGCAUCAUUCUCCAAGCACUCUUAGUUGUAGUGUGUAAACACGCGGCGAUGCAGUCGAAGCUUUAGCACAGAGACUUGCGAUGACAGGUUGCGUAUAGGGUACUCACCUGUUAUGACAAGGAAGUUAUUCUGAUGAUAGAGCUGUCUGACUCCUAGGGAAAAGAGCGAAUAACUUGAUGUCUAGAGAGGAAAUUAACUCCAGAUACAACAGAUGCUAUGGGGAACAAAACGUGCGUUACCAUUAGGCAUAGUUUCCAAUAACGCAUGUCCUCUGGGACACAUAAAGCAAGAUAUCUAAUUUAUUACAGUCAGGGUUAGAGAAAUAAGUUCCAAAAUGAAUGAAGACAGUUUUUCUUCCCAUCCUCAAGAAGAGAAAGAAAGAAAAAAACUUCCACCAAUAUUGACUCCUGCAUCUCGAGGCACAGACAGAGCGACAAAAAGCCACUUCACCUUCAGUAGUUUCAUCUCAACCAUCAACCAGAAGAAAGAAGCAGCUAGCAGGCCAAAUCUGACAGCACACCUUGUCAAACAAAAUAGCAAAAGUGUGAGAGAGCUGCCUCCCAUCGUUCCUGAUGUCCGACAAAAACAGCGGCUCUCCAUCGAGACUCUCCCCCCAGAGAUGAAGGCUCCUAUCCCCCCAGAGCCUGUCAUUCCAAUCCGCACAAAGACAGUCAAAGAGUUUCAGGAGGAUAUGGAAAAAGCAAAGACAUCAGGGGACUGGAAAUCUGUGCAUGAUUUCUACCUCACUACAUUCGACUCUUUUCUGGAAUUGAACGCAGCGUUUAAGAAAGAUGCAAAUGCUCCAUUUAACACCAUUGAAGAUUCAGGGAUUAAUGCCAAAUUUCUAAAUGCUGUUUAUGAUUCCAUACUUAGUACCCCACCGGACACACAAAAAGCUGUGCUGAAGGGCAUCAUUAACAGUUUAUUAAGAGAAUGGAAAGGUGCUCGGACUAAAGAUGACCUUAGAGCCUACUUUACACUUGUACAGAAUCCUCAGUACACAAGCACGUCAACGUAUGUCAUCUUCGCUCACUUGCUGAGACAAAUAGCCACCUUGGCUGAAGCUGACCACCAUUUCUUAGUUCACUGGUUUAAAAAGCUUUCUCAGAGGAGGUUCAAACAGCUGGUUGACAGAUUGCUUCAGUUCAUAUCCCUGCGACUCUUUCCAGCAAAAUCUGAGGAGCUUCCACCAAUGGGGAAAUGCACCUGGUGGAAUCCUUCCGCAACCAAAGUCCUUGCUUUACUCAACGCAGCCAAUAGCAUUUCAAAUCCUCCAAUUAUCCCUUUCACUGAUUUCUAUAACUUUACACUGGAUCACAUUGACAUCAUGGAAGAGUAUAACACUUGGCAUUCCUGUGGGAAUUCACACAGGUUCUCUUUCUGCCAGUUCCCUUUUAUUCUUUCAAUUGCAGCAAAGAAAACCAUAACCCAAAGAGACUCUGAGCAGCAGAUGAUCAGUAUCGCCAGACAAAGCCUUGUGGACAAGGUUUCUCGCAGACAGAGACCUGACAUGACCCUGCUGUUCCUCAACAUUCAAGUAAGAAGGCUGCAUCUUGUUAGCGAUUCCCUGGAAGAGUUGACAAGAAAGAGAGCAGAUUUAAAGAAGAAACUGAAGGUCACCUUUGUUGGGGAAGCAGGGUUAGACAUGGGCGGCCUGACGAAGGAGUGGUUUCUACUCCUGAUUCGACAGAUUUUUCACACUGACUACGGUAUGUUUGCAUAUCAGAUGGAUUCACAAUGCCAUUGGUUUAGUAGCUUGAAAUGUGACAACUACUCUGAAUUUCGAUUGGUUGGAACUCUGAUGGGCCUGGCUGUGUAUAAUAGCAUCACCCUGGACAUUCGGUUUCCACCUUGCUGUUAUAAGAAGCUGUUGAGUCCCCCCAUAGUUCCAUGUGACCAGAGCACUCCUGUUGGGAUCGCAGCUGUCAGCCUGGAUGACUUGCAGUUAGUCAUGCCUGAACUGGCACACGGGCUCAAUGAACUCUUAGCUUACGAAGGCAAUGUGGAAGAAGACUUUUAUUCAACUUUUCAGGUUUUCCAGGAGGAAUUUGGAGUCCUAAAAUCCUAUAACCUCAAACCAGGUGGUGACAGAAUCCCUGUUACCAAUCAGAACAGAAAAGAAUAUGUUCAACUGUAUGUAGACUUCCUCCUCAACAAAUCUAUGUACAAACAGUUUGCAGCUUUCUAUUAUGGAUUCCAUAGCGUCUGUGCUUCAAAUGCACUGAUGCUGCUCCGGCCAGAGGAGAUUGAGAUCCUGGUGUGUGGCUGUCCUGAACUUGACAUGCAUGCGCUACAGAAAGUAACCCAGUAUGAAGGAUACACCAAGACAGACCCAACCAUCCGAUAUUUCUGGGAUGUGGUUUUAGGAUUCCCUCUGGAACUCCAGAAGAAGUUGUUACAUUUUACCACAGGAAGUGACAGGGUACCAGUUGGGGGAAUGGUAGACCUGAACUUCAAAAUUGCAAAGCAUGAAGUCUCGACUGAGUGGUUGCCAAUAUCCCAUACCUGUUUCAACCAGCUUUGCCUGCCUCAGUACAAGAGCAAGAAAGAACUUAAGCAAAAGUUAACUAUUGCCAUUUCGAAUGCAGAAGGGUUUGGUAUGGAAUAGAGGCACAAAAUGAAAUAUUAAACUGUAGACUGAUUCACUCUGUUUUUACUGGGUCACCAACUUCUAAUGUAAAUUUAUAACUGUUUGUGAAUAUAGGGCUGUAAUGAAAAAAAAAAAAAUCACAAAGGUCCUUGAUGACCAAAAUAAGGCUUUUGAUCAGGGAAACUGUUUUAAAAGGCAGGUUAUAAUGGCAGCCUCCUCUCAGGAUUGCAAGAGUUAGUGGUACGAUUGUGUUAUAUAUUUUCUGUUUUAAUAAGGGGUUAUAGCAUGGCUUUAGCAGAUAUCAAACAUUAACAAAUGCAAGUCAUUUUUGGAUACGAAUGAUAGCAGAAAAGUUGUGUGAAAAAGUUACUAGUAGAAGACUGGCAUGGGCAGGAGGCCAGUUGGCCAGUAUUUUACCUGCAGAUUUACUUUACAAUUUGCAUUUCUUGCAUUAUCCAGCUGUAGAAGCAGUUCCUUCAAACAAACAAAUAGCAGAAGACCAGUCUAAAAUAGUUCAAUGUGGCUUAUAGCUCAAAUGGUUUUAGUACUGUAUACAUUAUAGCUUGUUUGGCCUUGUUAUUUGUAUUCUGCUGUCUUUUCUGAUGGAUAUACUGAUAGACAGACUGAAUUAAACCACACAACUUUGCUUUGUAAUGAAAUAUCAUCAAGUUACAAUAACUGUAUUUAUAAUACUUUUCUGUAUAUACAAAGGCACACAGUUCCAAGCAAAGGAGAUCUCAUUACAGCCCUACUGUAAGCUUUUUUAAAUGUUUGUAAAAUGUUUUUGUG
Polyodon spathula (Mississippi paddlefish) is the source of this 3538-nucleotide messenger RNA. Its product is annotated as probable E3 ubiquitin-protein ligase HECTD2. NCBI's taxonomy places the organism in Eukaryota, Metazoa, Chordata, Actinopteri, Acipenseriformes, Polyodontidae. The coding region runs from base 494 to 2767 and encodes 757 amino acids. Gene Ontology annotation, molecular function: ubiquitin protein ligase activity. The record is from RefSeq and is a predicted model, not a curated record. The transcript is spliced from 21 exons. Gene Ontology annotation, biological process: protein polyubiquitination.